Cynoglossus semilaevis (tongue sole) is the source of this 1691-nucleotide messenger RNA. Its product is annotated as zinc finger protein ZIC 4-like. Bases 525 to 1679 code for a protein of 384 amino acids. NCBI's taxonomy places the organism in Eukaryota, Metazoa, Chordata, Actinopteri, Pleuronectiformes, Cynoglossidae. Gene Ontology annotation, biological process: regulation of transcription by RNA polymerase II. Gene Ontology annotation, molecular function: DNA-binding transcription factor activity, RNA polymerase II-specific; RNA polymerase II cis-regulatory region sequence-specific DNA binding. The record is from RefSeq and is a predicted model, not a curated record. The transcript has 2 exons. Gene Ontology annotation, cellular component: nucleus.
AAGAAAAUAUAAAAACAUUAAAAAUAAUUGCUACAAACUGAUUAUUAUUAUUAUUGUAGACAUCUUUGAUGACAUCAUCUUAACUGACUUCAUUUUAAAGCUGAUGCAUUUCUUGUUAAUUUCACGCUCUUUAAAAAAACGGUGGUGCUUUUCAGAAAGGAAAAGUGUGUGUGUGUGUGUGUGUCUGUCUGAAGAUGAGGAAAGUGACGAAGGCAGGAAGCAGUAGAGGAAAGGAGACAAGGAGACCAGCAGACAGUGUUGGUCCGCGGCAUGCUGUGUUCCUUCGACUCCGUUCACCUCCAUUCACACAGUAAAUAAAAGCAUGGAGGCUCAGACUCUCGGGAUCUAACACCGAACAGCGGGGGGUAAAGACACCGCCGCAUGCGCUCUACUUCUCGCCAAAAACACGCUGGAAGGAAGCGGUACAGCGGAGAAGGCUUUUCCAUAAGGAUUUGGACUGUUUUUUCCCACCGAGGGGAGGAUUAUAACGGGUGAAAGGAGCGGGGCAGCCCGCCGCGCUGAGCAUGAAGCGGUCGGCUGUAGUGGCCAGGCACAAUGGCCUCGUCUCUCCGCUGGGAAACAACAACUCUGGAGCUUCCAGCAUCGUUUCGCCGCCGCAGCCGAGAGCCGCCGGCAUCGCCGCCUGUGCGGAUAGCGGUGCCGGCGCUGGGAUGGACGGCCUGCUGGAUUUCUCCAAAGGCCCCAGUGUGAAAAGCGAACUGGUGUGCAAAUGGAUUGACCGAACUUCUUCGAGGCAGAGGCUGGGGAGGACGGCGACGUCCAUCUGCGACCAAACUUUCAGCUCCAUGCACGAGCUGGUGGACCACGUCACCACGGAGCAUGUAGCAGCGGGGCUGGAGAGCCUCAGUCACGUCUGCAUGUGGGACGAGUGUAUGCGCGGCGGGAAGGCUUUCAAAGCCAAAUAUAAACUCAUCAACCACAUCCGUGUGCACACCGGGGAGAAGCCCUUCUCCUGCGCCUUCCCCAACUGCGGCAAGAUGUUUGCACGGUCGGAGAACCUCAAGAUCCACACUCGCACACACACUGGUGAGAAACCAUUCCAGUGUGACUUCUGUGAGCGACGCUUCGCCAACAGCAGCGACCGGAAGAAACACUCGCAGGUCCACACCGCCUCCAAACCCUACGACUGCAAGGCCCUCGGCUGCACCAAGUCCUACACCCACCCCAGCUCCCUGCGCAAACACAUGAAGGUUCACAUCAAGUCCUCACCUACCUCUGAGCCCCAGGAUCCGUACGACUCCAUCUCUCACCAGCUUCAGCAACCUCAUCAGGCUCUCCUCGAGCCGCUGAACCUUAAAAUGAACCGCUACUCUCCGCCGCUCAUGGACAAUAACGCCGAAUUCCCGCUCCUGUCAAAUCACAAACUGGGUAUUAGUUCUGCCAGCGAGGUGGACCACAAGCUGCUGCUGAGGAGUUCGUCCCCGGCGGCGAUGCCUCUGGAUCUGUCUCUGUCGGGCCUGAAGAAUCAGCUGACCCAGAAGCAGCAGAGCAGCAGGACACCGCGGAGGGGCCAGCGCUCGGUCAACCCAGCCUUACCUCACUUGUCUAACAUUAAAGAGUGGUACGUCUGCACCAGGACUACAGCGCCACACUUUCCUCUGCUUCACCCGGACCACAUCAAAUCAGAACCUAGCGACGACGACGAGUACGUCACGUAAGGCAGGAAAUGA